Messenger RNA from Phalaenopsis equestris, 870 nucleotides. Its product is annotated as disease resistance response protein 206-like. The coding region runs from base 15 to 560 and encodes 181 amino acids. Lineage: Eukaryota; Viridiplantae; Streptophyta; Magnoliopsida; Asparagales; Orchidaceae. The transcript has a single exon. The record is from RefSeq and is a predicted model, not a curated record.
GCAACAUCACCAAAAUGAAUCCAUUUAAACUUUCUCUCCUCCUACUCCUCCUCCUCCUCUCCUCCACCAACUCCCGCCCCACCCCCAAACCCUGCAAAACUCUCACCUUUUUCCUCCACGACAUACUCUUCGACGGCCACAACGCCCACAACGCCACUGCCGCCAUUGUCGCCGCCCCUGCUUGGGCUAACCGCUCCAAGCUCGCAAUCCUCAACCACUUCGGCGAUCUCGUCAUCUUCGACGAUCCCAUCACUCUACACAACAAUCUUCGCUCCCCCGCCGUCGGCCGAGCGCAGGGCUUUUAUCUAUACGAUAAAAAAGAUGUUUUUACGGCUUGGUAUGCCUUUUCGAUGGUUUUUAAUUCUACGGAGCACCGUGGUACCAUACAACUUAUUGGAGCAGAUCCGUUCCUGAACAAAACGAGGGAGGUGUCGGUGGUCGGCGGGACCGGCGAUUUCUUAAUGGCCAGAGGGGUGGCGACGCUUACGACGGAUGCAUUUGAGGGAGAAGUAUAUUUCAGACUUAUGGUGGACAUAAGGAUCUAUGAAUGUUACUCAUAACUAAAUGUAAUAUUCAAAAGUCUUAUGUUGUUUUUAUUUAAUGCUUCAUAGAUUUCUGCUGAUUUCUUCUGUUAAAAGUAAGUCUGAAGUCCAUUUUGGUGAAAAAAUAUUACAUCAGCAGUCUUGAUGAAAAAUUGUAUCAAGACUCCAAUCACUAUCUGCUGCAUGUGCAAUUCGGCCCCAUUAUGUAUUAAAAUAUUUAGUUUUUUUUAACUAAGAAUGGUCGGAUUGUACACCUGGCAGACAGUGAUUACAGUCCUGAUACAGUUUUGCAUGAGGACUCUUUAUAUAAUAUAUAUUUUUUUUUCAU